AUGGGCUUCCGCUUGGCUCUGGCAUGGACACUCCUGGUUGGGCCAUGGGUGCCCAUGGGAGCUCAGAACCCCAUUUCAUGGGAGGUGCAGCGAUUUGAUGGGUGGUACAACAACCUCAUGGAGCACAGAUGGGGCAGCAAAGGCUCCCGACUGCAGCGCCUCAUCCCAGCCAGCUAUGCAGUCGGUGUGUACCAGCCCUUCCAAGAGCCUCAUUUGCCCAACCCCCGGGCACUUAGCAACACAGCCAUGAGGGGCCCCGCAGGGCAGGCCUCCCUGCGAAACCACAUAGUGCUGGGAGUGUUCUUCGGCUACCACGUGCUCUCGGACCCGGUGAGCGUGGAAAAGCCUGGCUGCCCAGCCGAGUUCCUCAACAUCCACAUCCCGCCCGGAGACCCCGUGUUCGAUCGCGACCAGAGCGGGGACGUGGUGCUGCCCUUCCAGAGGAGCCGCUGGGACCCCGAGACCGGACAGAGCCCCAGCAACCCCCGGGACCUGACCAACGAGGCGACGGGCUGGCUGGACGGCAGCGCCAUCUAUGGCUCCUCGCACUCCUGGAGCGACGAGCUGCGCAGCUUCUCCGGUGGGCAGCUGGCGUCGGGGCCCGACCCCGCCUUCCCCCGGAACGCGCAGGACCCGCUGCGCAUGUGGACGGCGCCCGACCCCGCCACGGGACGGCGCGGGCCCCGGGGGCUGUACGCCUUCGGGGCGGAGCGAGGGAACCGCGAGCCCUUCCUGCAGGCGCUGGGCCUGCUCUGGUUCCGCUACCACAACCUGUGGGCGCAGAGGCUGGCCCGCCAGCACCCGCUCUGGGGGGACGAGGAGCUGUUCCAGCACGCGCGCAAGAGGGUCAUCGCCACCUACCAGAACAUCGCGAUGUAUGAGUGGCUGCCCAGCUUCCUGCAGCAAGCACCGCCGAAUACACAGUACCGCCCUUUCCUGGACCCCAGCAUCUCUCCGGAGUUCCUGGUGGCCUCUGAGCAAUUCUUCUCCACCAUGGUGCCCCCUGGCGUCUACAUGAGAAAUGCCAGCUGCCACUUCCAGGGAGUCAUCAAUAGGAACUCAAGUGUCUCCAGAGCUCUCCGGGUCUGCGAUAGCUACUGGAACCGAGAGCACCCAAACCUACAAAGAGCUGAAGAUGUGGACCCGCUGCUGGGCAUGGCCUCCCAGAUCGCUGAGUGAGAGGACCAUGUGGUGGUUGAGGAUGCAUGAGACUUGGUAUCUCAUCCCGAUUUCUUGCCUGGGCCACUGAAGUUUUUCCGCACAGACCACCUGGCCAGUUGCCUGCAGCCAGGCCGGGAUCUGGGCCUGCCCUCUUACACAAAGGCCAGGGCAACACUGGGCCUGCCUCCAGUUACCAGAUGGCAGGACGUCAACCCUGCACUCUUCCGGAGUGAUGGCACUGUAGAUAGGAAUCACCAGCUAUGCCAAAGUGCAGGCCGUGUGGUGAAUGUCUACCUCUUCUCCAUCAGCCCACUCAGCAUCCUUUCCUGCCUCUUACCUGGCCUCUUCCAUGACAACGGGUCUGAGUUCCCCCAGAAGUGUUACUGGUGGUUCUUCCAGACCAUGCCAGGUCUCACGGGGGUCAUGCUGCUCCUGGUUCUCGCCGUCAUGUACGUCUUCGCCUCCCACCACUUCCAGCGCCGCAGCUUCCGGGGCUUCUGGCUGACCCACCACCUCUACAUCCUGCUCUACGUGCUGCUCAUCAUCCAUGGCAGCUUCCCUCUGAUCCAGCUGCCCCGUUUCCACAUCUUCUACCUGGUCCCAGUACUUACCUACAUGGGGGACAAGCUGGUGAGCCUGAGCCGGAAGAAGGUGGAGAUCAGUGUGGUGAGGGCGGAGCUGCUGCCUUCAGGAGUGACCCGCCUUGAGUUCCAGCGGCCCCAAGGCUUUGAGUACAAGUCAGGACAGUGGGUGCGGAUCGCCUGCCUGGCUCUGGGGACCACAGAGUGCCACCCUUUCACCCUGACUUCUGCGCCCCACGAGGACACGCUUAGCCUGCACAUCCGGGCAGCAGGGCCCUGGACCACCCGCCUCAGGGAGAUCUACUCACCCCCGACGGGUGACAGCUAUGCCAAACAUCCAAAGCUGUGCCUCGAUGGACCAUUUGGAGAGGGCCACCAGGAGUGGUGUAAGUUUGAGGUGUCCAUGCUGGUGGGAGGGGGCAUUGGGGUCACCCCCUUUGCCUCCAUCCUCAAAGACAAGUCAUCGGUCAGCUGCCAAGUGUUCUGUAGGAAGAUCUACUUCAUCUGGGUGACACGGACCCAGCGGCAGUUUGAGUGGCUGGCUGACAUCAUCUGGGGGGUGGAGGAGAAUGACCACCAGGACCUGGUGUCCGUGCACAUCUACACCACCCAGCUGGCUGAGAAGUUUGACCUCAGGACCACCAUGCUGUACAUCUGUGAGCGGCACUUCCAGAAGGUGCUGAACCGGAGUCUGUUAACGGGCUUGCGCUCCAUCACCCACUGACCCCCCUUCGAACCCUUCUUCGACUCUCUGCAGGAGGUCCACCCAAAGGUCCAGAAGAUCGGGGUGUUUAGCUGUGACCCCCACGGCAUGACCAAGAAUGUGGAAAAGGCCUGUCAGCUCAUCAACAGGCAGGACGGGAUUCAUUUCUCCUACCAUCAUGAGAACUUCUAGGCCUCCUGCCCAGGGCCUCUGCCCACUGCCCAGCUGAGCAGAGGUUUGGCCCCAUACCUCACCUCUAGCUUUCCUGUUUCUGGCUCCCUCAGCCGUCUCCCCAUUCGCACCUCCCAACCUUGGUCCAGGUGGCCAUGGUUAGUCACCUCAUGCGGGUUCAGGGACUCCCAGGCCCAGAAGCUCUCAGCCUGGAGAAAUGCAAGGCACUGUGUGGGGACUAGAGGUUGGGAAGUAGGAGAGCUAUUAUUGCU
Molecule: messenger RNA, 2888 nt
Organism: Lagenorhynchus albirostris (white-beaked dolphin)
Lineage: Eukaryota; Metazoa; Chordata; Mammalia; Artiodactyla; Delphinidae
Product: dual oxidase 1-like
Biological process (GO): response to oxidative stress; defense response; superoxide anion generation
Cellular component (GO): plasma membrane; NADPH oxidase complex
Molecular function (GO): peroxidase activity; superoxide-generating NAD(P)H oxidase activity; heme binding
Source: RefSeq, a predicted model, not a curated record